GUGGGAUUUUGUACGAUAUAAAGGAAGAACAUACAAAGACAUGGAUCGCAUGGUGGCCUAUGAGAGAGCUUUGAGGACAUGGGCUACAUGGGUGGACUUCAAUGUGGAUUCUAGAAAAACGCAGGUCUUCCUCCAGGGUGUUUCUCCAGAUCAUAUGAAUCCAAGAGAAUGGGGUGAUGCAAACUCAGAGAACUGUAAGGGACAAACGCAGCCACUACUGGGGACGCAAUAUCCAGGAGGUACACAUCCAGCACAACUUGUUUUAGAAAGGGUUAUGCGCAAAGUGUCAAAGUCAGUUCAUUUGCUUGACAUAACAACACUUUCACAAUUAAGAAAAGAUGGUCACCCUUCAGCCUAUGGGUAUGGAGGUUCGCGCGGCACGGAUUGCACCCACUGGUGUCUUCCCGGCGUUCCAGAUACUUGGAAUCAACUUCUAUUUGUAGCACUCUUCCAAAGCUGA
Prunus avium (sweet cherry) is the source of this 460-nucleotide messenger RNA. The record is from RefSeq and is a predicted model, not a curated record. Lineage: Eukaryota; Viridiplantae; Streptophyta; Magnoliopsida; Rosales; Rosaceae.